Molecule: messenger RNA, 5518 nt
Organism: Geodia barretti
Lineage: Eukaryota; Metazoa; Porifera; Demospongiae; Tetractinellida; Geodiidae
Source: the annotation of a GenBank genome assembly
UUUGCUGAUGUUUGCACAAGAGCGAAAGAAAAGGAGACGGCAGCUGAUGGUUGUUUUAGGUUGAGGCCGGGGCAGCACGGCCGUCAGAGAUGGCGGACAAGCAGAAAAGGAGGAGCCAGGACUUGCGGAGUCUCUGGCGGUCCUUCAAGGCCGCUCGUCUCCGCAAGGAGAGCGCCACAGCUCACGACAGGCUCUGCUCCUACCUCCGCCGAGCACUGAGCGAGGCUCCAACAACCCCUUCUCCCCCUCCCACCCUCAGAAACAAGUUCAACCUCGUUCCCAGCUGCAUUGCGUUUGCUCCACCGGACAAGGCAUGGCGGCUGGAGAAGAGACCAAAAGAGCUGGUGGAUGCACUAGAGGAACAUGCAGAGCUGCUCCUGCAGCAGCUUGGGUCCGAGGUUGUUGCCGCCAACCUCACUGGCGAGCAGGACUCCGUUGCUGGGCAACUGUUGGCAAAUUGCGCGGACUUUGCGACAAUCACUGCAAGACUGGCUGCCUGGCCGGCAAACUACGAGGCACUGGCACAGUCACACCUGACAGGGAAAGUCAUGAAACUGGCACACAACCUCUGGGCCAUGGUAAAGGAGAAAAUGUCGAAAGUGGUCAUUCGGCAUCUGUUUCAGGCUCUGAUCCAUUCCGUGGCAUGUCUCCAUUCCAUGCUGGACCCCCAGCGGGCCUGGAAAGAGUGUUUCCUACCAGCCAGUCUGGCCAGCACGGGAGGAAAAGAGGGACCCAGUGUUCUACCAGCCCCUGCUGAGCUAGUGCCUCUGUUUGUGUCUGUCUUGACUCAGAGCCAAGUCCCGCUCCAUUUCAACCUCUGUCUUCAGCUGUACUCUGACCUCCGGAAUGAACUGCUCCACAUGAUUGGGGCUCUCCUGUCUUCAGUUGAGAGCAAUGCACGAAGAGGAGCCUCAUCAAAUGUGUGUCUACCACUACUGACCUUUCUCGACCCCCGAGAAAACAUCUCCCCGCUUCAGACUCUUGCCGUUUCCACGGUGAUCAAGGCCACCCACGCACUCCACUGUCACGUCCCUGACGACCAACAAGUGGAGGUGGACGUUAACCUGAUGUUGUCAGGUUUCCUCAACAUCUUGACUCCAAGAUACGGAGAGGAAGUGCCGACUCAGCCUUGCUAUGAAAUGGCCAUUACCAUCCUCGAUUCCAUUCCCCUGUUGGUGGCCCCACCCACUGGGGCAGGACGGCUCCGUCAGCAGAUGGUAGACCUUGGCUGUCUCAUCAAGAUCACUGAACUCCUCAACACAAUCAGAGACUCCAUCAGAGAGGAUGGUGAUCGGCAGUGUGUCCUGGCGUGCAGUGUGCUGAAGAGUCUGACAGCCAUCGUGGAGGGGAGCCAGGCUCUGCGAGAGGGAUACGAGUCCACAGUCACCUACCACAGACUGAGACAACUGGUUACUGACCUCGGGACUCCGCCCUCCACACCCGCCCUCUCUCAGGCCAUCAAUAUGGUGGUGGAGGGAGAGUACGAGUACCAGUCCCACUCCCACUCCAUCUACAACACAUGGGCUCUGGCCAUGUUGCUACGUUGGUUGCCAUCACUACCAGAUAACGAGAGGGCGUGGCUUGCAGAGAGACUCUACGACCUCACCUUUGGUGCACACAAUAGGCAGCGUUGCUGUGGGGCGGGGCUUAUCACCGUGGUGACAGAGGUAUUGUGUGCUUCUCAGAAAGAGGGAGGAUUCAGCGAAGAGGUCGAAGUGCUGCUGGUCCACAUUCUGGAGGUGUUGGGGUCUCACUCCAUUCAGACUGCCGAGCUGAAACACAUCAUCGGUGCACUCCGACCUCUGCCACAUGGCCAGCUGCCAACCUACUACUUCAGUGUUCAAAAGGCUCUGAGUGUGAUGUCACAUGACAUCACUCACGAGAGAAUGGUCCCUCUCUGUUACUUUGACCUCAGAUCCAAAACAGCCAUCAUUUCCCUCCCUCCACACCUCCACUUCCCCUCCUCCACCUCCUCACUCUCGUUCCACACCUGGGUGUGUCUGGACUACCCCAGGACCACUGGCAGACUCACUUACUCCACCCCAGUCAGCAGAUCCACACGAAUUACUCCGACCUUUCCCUCUCUCCCUCGCAAGAGAAGAAGAAUUCUCUUCAGUUUCUACUCUGAGUCUGGAAAUGGAUUCGAAACUUUCUUCACAAACUCCCUCGUUCUCGUGGUAGCCAUAGCAACAAAGAGAGAGUUCACGACCCUGUGUCUCAGUGACUGUCCACUCACUCCUCUGGUCUGGCACAGUGUUGGUGUGGUGUUCCAUGGAGCCAAGAGACCGUGGCAGAAAGGAGAACUGAAGGUGUUUGUCGAUGGACAGCUAAAGAGAUCAGUUGCCAUGAAGUGUCCUAAUCUCUCUGAUACGUACAGACACUGCCACAUUGGGUCGGUCCCUCCGAAUUCUGGGUUCACAAGAAACGACAGCACAGUUAGCUAUCCUGACCACACCCCUGACCACACCUCCUUAUUUCCGGGGGCGAAACCAGCCCUGGACUCCAUACUAUCACUGGAAGAGGUAUUGCAACACAUUCGUAGUCAUGUUUUGUCGCCAACUUUCAAGAUGUAGUCACAGGAAGGAUUUGUGGUGGUGUAUAUCUUUGUGUGUUCACAGGACAGAAGUCACUCUCUGCUGCAGAGUGUGCCUCUGUCAGAGGUGGAGGGGGAGUGGGGGAGAGGAACCGCCAUGAGGGGUCUCCUCAGCUCCUUCUGUCUCUUCACCGACCACCUCUCACCCUCCGCCAUUAGGACUCUCUACACUAGAGGUCCAAAUGAUCUGUCCCUGUUCCAGCCCAAGUGUCCCGAGACGCGGGAAAUGGGCUCCAGACUGCUGGUCUACUACCACGCCAAGGCCUGUCGCGACACAGUGUGCAUGAACCUCUCUCCCUCCCCUUUCGCCUCCCCCGACAGCUCUAUGGAUGGCCAUUUCACCGGGCAAUACUAUGUCACCAGAGACGUGAAGGCUGCACUGAGCUCACUGGGUGGAGUUGGUCUUCUCUUCCCUCUCCUCGAGCAGGUGGCCACACCCACCUUGGAGAGGUGCGGUGAGUCGGCACGUAACUCCGCCCUCUCCCCCUCCCCACCCAUUGCCUGGUUUGACAGUCAAGAGGGUGUGGCCUCGUUCUUCAGACUCCUAUUAUCCAUGUUAGGGGGAUCCCUUACCAAUCAGCAGGUGUUCAUGGUUACUGAAGGUCCUGCUAUCCUCGGGGCUCUACUCCAGCAGGUCACCCCGUCACAACUGACGGUGCAGGCUCUGACUGUGAUACAGGAACUGGUGGCGUUGCUAAGCAACCACAACGAACAGUACUGGCAGCUUAUGCGACACCUUCUCUUCAACUUCCAUAUUUGGAGUUGUCCGGACUUCUCUGUGCGGAUCGGGCACACCAACUACAUUCUGACGGUUGUCAGGGACAACCUGAAGGAAUGUCGUGCAGAGUUUGGAGUUCACUAUUUUCUUGACGUCAUCAGAAUAUUCUACAGUUCAAUAGGGAGUCAUGUGACCACACCCCCUCAGGAUGACAUGGUGUUUCUUACAUCUGAAGAGAUGUCAAAUAUGAGAAUGGCUCUAUUGACCAUCAUAAAGCUGUACCUGAGUACUGAAGUGAGAGAAGAAGAUUUGGAUGCAGUGUUUGGGUUUGUGUCGUCGGCUAGCGACCAGAGAGUGCAGGAGGAGCUGCUGGAACAGCUGCUGUCUCUUCUGAGGUCUGCCCCGCCCCCUCCCGGCCUCCUCACCGCUCUCUGGUCCAGGGGACUCCCCCUACUCGUUCUAAUCAGAGCCGAGAGUAUGGCUGUCAGACUCAUCUCCAUCAAGAUUCUGUCCCAUCUCUACGUGAUCCAGGGAGGGGUGUCGGCCAGUCCUCUCCACUCAGCCCUGGGGUCUGGAUCUCUUGCUGCAGCGGUCUGCCAGAUGGCUAAUCACGCCCUCUCCUCCUCCCUCAUCAUUGCCCUGCUGGAGCUCUGCAUCUCCAGGCAACACAACUUUACUGAAUACAUUUCCAACUUCUCCAUCUACUUCUCUCUUCUGCAACUGCUGCGGAAUGCUCCGUUGGUGGCUCGCUACACCAUCUCCCAGCAACUCAUCUCCAUCCUCCACCUCCUCCCCACACACGUCAACGAGUUCUCCUCCUUCCCCGACUGGGUGGACAUGUUUCUGUGGCUUCUCACCCCCUUCUCUGGACCUCAGGAGGACGGGGAGGGUGGCGCGCAAGAAAAAGAGGAGAAGGAGAAGAGUUGCUACAGUUCAUUGGUGGAGAGGGAGGGAGAUGUGCCAGCUGUGAAGGUGGAAGAAGUGCCAGCUGUGAAGGUGGAGUGUGUGGGGAGGUCAGAGGGUGAACGAGCUCCGACUGGUGGAGGAGAAACGGAAGAAUUUCCUCCGUAUCGCAAAAGACUGAGUGCCUUUGUCAACUCUCCCCUCCCCUCCGCUGCUCAGGAACACAUCACUCCGCGAUGCAGCUCCGGGAGACAGCCGCGAUGCGAGCUGACCAGCUCCACACACACCGAGGGAGAGGACGUGUGGCAGACAUUCCACAUCGUCACGGAGACGGUGGGCUACAUUCUGUGGCAUUCAGUGGACUACAAGAGACACAGAGCUCCGUGGAAGGUGUGGGGCAGUGUCUUCUCAUCUGUGGACUCCUUCACCUCCUCGCGUCCUCUCCUCCUCCCUGCAUACCUCGUCAAACAGAGACUGUUCACCCUCCUGAUGAAUGCAGUGAGACUGGACGCUGAGGCCGGAGAGGUCGAGCGCAGUUGUCUACUGGACGUGAUCCUGCAGCUCUCUCUACUACUGGAGACCUUUGUCCUCUCAUCCUGUCCUCAUUUCACUCCUGACACAGGUGAAGAUGAUAUCGAAGCAGAACUACAGAAACUCUCUGUCACAAUGAGAAUGAACCUUGACUCCACACACUGCUCAUCUGAGUUGUUUGAGCACUACCUGGCCAUGCUGGGCAGUGCGGGGGUGUUCCAGUCCCGACUCCAUACCACCACUGACGUGAGACUGGGACAGUCUGUCACGAGGGUACUGCUGGCUGCUAUCUCCCACAGCGACAAGGAGGUCGGUAGGGGGUGUGGUCUAUUAACAACCUUCACACAAAACUUUAUUGAGGGGUGAAGUGUAGCCUCUGCUCCUUCCUUCAUUUUAGUUAUCACUUACAUAGUUAGUAACUUAGUGUAUUUAAACUGCCCCAUGCCUUUCUAAUGAAAAGCACUAAAGUGCAAACCCUCGGCACACUAUAUAGAAAUGUGGAACCCAUACACAAGUGUGGCACCAUCACAAUUGAUGGCCUUGACCAUGCAUCAAAAUGAACAGCAUGUUAUGCACUAUUUUCAUGGUCAAUAGGUUGAAAAAUUGCCCAGCCCCAUUCUGUUUGAGGCCCAAAAAAUAUUUAAGGUUGAAAAAUUGCCAACCUUUCAUCUCUCUACUAAUUUUCGUAUUACCCGUGGAUUGUUUAGUGCAAAAAAAAAAAAUUUUAAAAACCCAAGGUUGAAAAAAAAACGACCAGCCCUUCAUCUCUCCAG